This is a messenger RNA of Fraxinus pennsylvanica, 594 nucleotides long. The record is from the annotation of a GenBank genome assembly. Lineage: Eukaryota; Viridiplantae; Streptophyta; Magnoliopsida; Lamiales; Oleaceae.
AUGUGGAUUUAUCUUUUAAUCUUGUUCUUGCUUAUUAUCGGAUUGACGGCUUUUACGGUUUUUACAUUGGUUGUUACGAAUAGACACGUGGGGAAAGCAUUGUCGGGAAAAGGGAUUGGAGAACACAGGCUUGGAGAUUAUUCACGUUGGUUGCAGAAUUAUGUGAUUAAUGCAGAAAACUGGGAUGAAAUCAAGAAUUGUCUGGUUGAUGUGAAUUUGUGUCAGCAUUUAACGGCGAACAAGGGCGAGGAGUUUUUCAUACAUAACCUGUCUCUAAUUCAGUCGGGUUGCUGCCAACCACCAGCAUACUGUGGCUUCCAGUCCCAGAAUGCUACCUAUUGGAUAGUGCCUAAAACCGGCCCGGCCGUGCCCCAUCAAGAUUGCAAGACGUGGAGCAACGUCCAAAAAGAACUAUGCUUCGACUGUGAGUCGUGCAAGACGGCAGUAUUGAACAAUAUUAAGAAAGACUGGAGAUUUAUAGCCAUCAUUAAUUCAAUCAUCCUCGUUAUUGUAAUUAUUGUCUACUCCAUUGGAUGUUGCGCACUCAAAAGCAAUUCUUCUAGUGGAUACCAGAAAUACAGAGGCCCAGCUUAA